GAGAGUUGGAAGAACACGACCAAGCAACAAAAUAGAGAGAUCGAAGGAUUCAAGUUGGAUUUGGAGUAUAAAUCAACCAUAAACUUGAAUGAUAGCAUUGUUGUUCAAAGAGAUGAAGAGUGAGUCGAUUUGGGGUUUGGGUCUUGAUAUUCAAGCAAGAAUUUAAGGAAAGCGUAGAAAGCCUAUUUGUACAUGAAGAUGAAAGUUAACUUGUUCGAGUGAUUUCAUCGUCGAUGAUGGAUUCUAAUACUGGUAAUACAUCUCAAGAUGCUAGGGCCAUUGAUGACCGUGAUGAAGAUGAUGAUGAUGAAUAUGAAGAGGCUCGUGAUGGCAAUCGUCUUUUAGAAUUCAUGUUUGGAAAUAUUGAUGGGUCUGGUGAUCUUGAUAUUGAUUACCUUGACGAGGAUGCAAAGGAGCAUCUUGCUGCACUAGCCGACAAGCUUGGUUCAUCAUUAACCGAUAUCGAUUUGUCAGUAAAAGCAUCACAAAGAUCUGUCGAUACUGCUGAACAAGAUUACGACCUGAAAGCGGAAGAUGCAGUUGAUUAUGAAGAUAUUGAUGAACAAUAUGAGGGACCAGAAGUCCAAGCCUUCACCGAGGAGGACUAUCUAUUACCGAAAUCUGAUUUUGUUUCUACGACAGUACCGCCAGUUGCCUCAUCUUCUUUGUAUGAUGAUGAUAAUUAUGACGAUGAUGAAGAGGAAGAACUACAGAAAGAACUUGAUCGGGUGGAUAAUAAUGACCAUGUUCAAAGCACUUCUUUAUCAGGUGAGGUCGAUAACAACCUGGCAGUGCUUUCUCAAGGGAAAUACUCUCCCGAGGAUGGUAGUGGUGCAAUUGAAAUAGAAAACUCAGAUCCUGAUGUUGUGGAACUGCAGAAGUAUUGGUUGGGUAUAGUGAUAAGUGGAUUGGAAGUAGCUGCUAUUAAACUUAAGGAUGACACCAUUAUCUUAGAAGAGCCAUUUGAAGCUAAAAGUUCAACACCGCUGCCUGUUCUAUGCGUAGAAGAUGGGAAUGUGAUCUUACGAUUUUCAGAAAUUUUCGCUAUCCAUGAGCCUUUAAAGAAAGCUGUAAAGAGGGAACAGUGGUUUUCUGUUCCAAAAGAAAAAUAUACGGCCAUGGAUGUAUCUGAUAUUGUGGAGGAGGAUGAAGAGGCAUUUCUGAAGGGAUCUUUAGAAGGUUUUUCUUAUACGAGACGGGCACAUGUAUUUCAAGAUGAUUUAUUGACGUUACAGGAGGAUAAACAAGAGCUUCCAAAAUCCAGGACUGUUGAUGCAGAUGAAACGGGGGCUCCAGAAGUUGAUGAUAAGAGGAAAGGCUAUUUUCAUGAUGUUAUGCUGUUGGAUGGAAACACAGCAUCAGAUUUGUCUCUGGAUUGGAAUAAAACUUUCUGUGAUGAUUAUUUCCCUCUCGAUCAGCAAGACUGGGAAAAUAGGAUCAUCUUUGAUAAUUCUCCAGCUGUAAGUGAAACUUCUGGUGGAAGUUGUGAGAUCUCUGGACCCGAGUUUGAAGCUAUAGGAAGUAAGGAGUUUCACUCAUUGAAUGGGCCAUUGAAGUCCAAGACACAGCUUGAUUUGAGAGCUGAUGAGGAAGAUAAUGGUCAUUUUUGUCGUAGCCGUCCUGUUUCUCUAGAACCAUUUGGGUCAAGAAAAUCUCCAAAAUCAUACAGCUCCUCUGAAGAAGCCAUUUAUCAUCCCCAACUUUUGAGGUUAGAGUCUCGGUUGGAAGCAGAUGACACAGACCGUUUAGAUGGUAAAAAAGACGGUACAGUUGAAAGUGAUACCAUUAGGCGCUUUAACAAGCUUGCUUUACGCAAUAAAGAGGUGCUAAAUGGGUCUUGGAUGGAAAGAGUAGUUUGGGAACCACAUCAAUCUGUUUCAAAGCCGAAAUUACUUCUUGAUCUUCAAGAUGAACAGAUGCUUUUUGAAGUUUUAGAUAACAAGGAUAGCGAGCAUCUUCAACUUCAUGCUGGAGCCAUGAUCACAACUCGCUCUGCUGAGUCUGCUGGUGGUGAUUCAUUGGAGCUACAUGGUUAUGGAGGUCAAUCUGGAGGGAGAUUUAAUAUUGCUAAUGACAAAUUCUAUUCAAACAGGAAAUCCUCCCAGCAGCUGAAAUCACAUUCUAAGAAACGUGCAGCACAUGGUGUUAAAGUCUUGCAUUCAAUACCCGCACUUAAGCUACAGACAAUGAAAGCCAAGCUUAGCAAUAAAGAUAUUGCGUAUUUUCAUCGGCCAAAAGCUUUAUGGUAUCCCCAUGAUAAUGUAGUGGCACUUAAGGAACAAGGAAAGCUUCUUACAAGAGGAUCAAUGAAAAUCGUAUUGAAAAGCUUGGGAGGGAAAGGCAGCAAACUGCAUGUAGAUGCCGAGGAGACCAUAUUAUCUGUCAAAGGAAAAGCUACUAAGAAGCUUGAUUUUAAACCAUCUGAGCCUGUAAAAAUAAUAUACUCUGGAAAGGAGCUUGAAGAUCAAAAAUCUCUUGCUGAGCAAGAUGUUAGACCGAAUUCUUUGCUUCAUCUUGUUCGUACGAGAAUACAUCUGUUACCGAGGGCCCAAAAGCUUCCUGGUGAGAACAAGUCCUUGCGUCCUCCUGGGGCUUUUAAGAAGAAAUCAGAUCUUUCAGCGAGAGAUGGCCAUGUAUUUCUAAUGGAGUAUUGUGAGGAAAGGCCUUUACUUCUUGGAAAUACUGGAAUGGGAGCUCGUUUGUGCACUUAUUACCAAAAAUCAAAUCCUGGUGAUCAGGCUGGCACCCUAUUGCGUAGCGGGCCUAACAAUUUGGGGAACAUCCUCACACUUGAUCCUGCUGAUAAAUCUCCAUUCUUAGGAGAUAUAAAGGCUGGUUCAAUCCAAUCAUGUCUUGAAACAAAUAUGUACAGAGCUCCAAUAUAUCCGCAUAAAGUCUCAUCGACAGACUAUUUACUAAUUCGGUCUGCAAAGGGAAAGCUCUCUUUAAGACGCAUUGACCGGAUUUAUGUUGUUGGGCAACAGGAGCCUCACAUGGAGGUAAUGUCUCCUGUAUCCAAAGGUGUUCAGAUGUAUAAUAUGAAUAGACUACUGGUGUUUAUGUAUCGUGAGUUUCGUGCUCUUCAAAAGCGUGGAUUGGUGCCUGCCAUCCGUGCAAAUGAGUUAUCAGCACAGUUUGCAAAUGUGGCCGAAGUUUCUCUAAGGAAGAGGUUAAAGGUGUUCUGUGAUUUCCAGAGGGGUUCAUAUGUUAUGAAGCGAAAUUUUCGUGUUCCAUUGGAGGAGGAGCUUAGAAGGAUGGUUACACCAGAAAAUGUCUGUGCCUUUGAAAGCAUGCUAGCUGGCAUGUAUAGGCUCAAACGUCUGGGUAUCAGCAUGACUCAUCCAGCUGGUCUCUCCUCUGCAAUGAAUCAGCUUCCUGACGAAGCAAUUGCUUUAGCGGCUGCAUCCCACAUUGAAAGAGAACUACAAAUAACUCCCUGGAACUUGAGCAGCAACUUUGUUGCGUGUACAAAUCAGGAUAGAGGAAAUAUUGAGCGCUUGGAGAUUACUGGUGUUGGUGACCCAUCUGGUCGAGGCUUGGGAUUUAGUUAUGUUCGCACUGCUCCGAAGGCACCAGUGUCGAAUGCUGUAGCAAAGAAAAAAGUAGCUAUAAAUCGAGGGGGCUCUACAGUGACGGGAACAGAUGCUGAUCUACGUAGAUUAAGCAUGGAAGCGGCAAGAGAGGUUCUCGUUAAGUUUAACGUUCCAGAGGAGCAGAUCGCAAAACUUACAAGAUGGCAUCGGAUAGCAAUGAUCCGAAAGCUUUCUAGCGAACAGGCUGCUUCAGGAGUAAAGGUGGAUCCAACAACCAUCAGCAAGUAUGCACGUGGCCAAAGAAUGUCCUUCUUGCAGCUUCAACAACAAACUAGAGAAAAAUGCCAGGAAAUUUGGGACCGACAAGUUCAAAAUCUUUCUGCCAUUGAUGGUGAAGAAAAUGAAAGUGAUACCGAAGCAAAUAGUGAUCUGGAUUCAUUUGCAGGGGAUCUUGAAAAUCUGUUGGAUGCAGAAGAAUGUGAUGAAGGGGAAGAGGGCAACUAUGAGUCCAAUAAUGAAAAUUUAGUGGGUGUUAAGGGGCUUAAAAUGAGAAGGCUGCCUUCGCAAGCUCAGGCAGAAGUGGAAAAUGAAGAUGAAGCAGCUGAAGCAGCAGAAUUAUGCAGAAUGCUCAUGGAUGGUUUGACCUUCAAAUUUCAAGUUUGUCUUCUCUGGAACAGCAUUUGUUUUGUUUUAAUUGGCUUAAAUGGUAUAUGGGAUCAUACAGCAGAUGAUGAGGCUGAAAGGAAGAAGAAAAAGGUCAAAUCAGUAGGGGGAGAUAUGGGAUUGACGGCUUUGCAGCAGUUAAAUCACAAUUCCAAAAACAAGGAGAGGUUGAAGGCCAUCAACUCAAAUUUGAAGCCUAUGUCUGGUAUCACCAGACCUGAUGGAUCAUUUUCGAUAAACGAGAAUGCUGUUAAAUCGUUAAAAGAUGAUGAAUUAUUUCCUUACAGAAAGAACUUUUCUGGAAAGAUGAAACCCAAAAAGAAGGAUGAUCUUGAACAAGUUGGUGGUUUAUUGAAUAAGAAGCUUAGAAUUUUGAAUGAUGGAAUGAACAUUAUGAAGGUCGGAAAUACAAAGAAGAAUGCAAGAGAGAGUUUCGCAUGUGGAGCUUGUGGUCAGUAUGGUCACAUGAAGACUAAUAAACACUGUCCCAAGUAUAGAGAAAAUUCUAGCAUUCAAGUCGAAAGUAAAGAUCCUGAAAAGGGGUCUGCAAAAUCUAUUAGUUUGGACCCGGUCGCCAAGCCACAACCGAAGAAUACCGUAAAGAAGCUUAUACAAAAGGGUGGGACAAAACUUGCAGUUGUAGAAGCACCCCCGGAGGAAGAGAAGAGCUCUUUGAAGGCCAAGGUUCUGAAGGUAAAAUGUGGUCCCGCCAAUAGCAAGAUUCAGGAAAAGGCUACUCCCAGCACCUCACAGGUUUCCGAUAGACCGGUAACUUCAGACACUGAAACGGUUAAUAAAUCUUCAGUUAAAGUUAAUAAAAUUAUUUUCUCCAACAAGACGAAAGCUGAUGAUGUCCAAGUUGAAUCUCAUAAGCCCUCCUCUCUUGUGAUACGGCCACCAGUAGAGAGCAGCAGAAAUCUGCCUAGAAAAACAAUCGUUAUUAAACGACCAAAGGAAGUCUUUGAUCUGGACCAGGGUAGUCAGGAAGUAAGCCCGGGACUAGAGCCUAGAAAGACGAAAAGAAUCACCGAAUUAUCUGGUUUCCAAAAGCAUAGAGAUCAUGAAGAACAUUUUGUAGAAAGGGUUCGGUCUAAUAGAGCGAAAGAUAAUAGUAAUCAGUUUUGGGAAGAUGAACAGACAUUGAGAAUAGCCGAGAGACAGAGAGAAGAGAGGGAUAGGUUACUGUAUGAGGAGCAGCAAGCGAGAAAGCUAGAAGAGCAGGAGAGGGUUGCUGAGAUUAGACGGUUUGAAGAGGACAUAAAACGAGAAAGGGAAGAAGAAAGGCGUCAGCGGGAAAAAAAGAAGAAAAAGAAGAACAUACAUUUUGAGACAAGAAACGACUUUUUAGAGGACACUCGCCCGAGAAGAGAUGAUAGACGGAUCCCUGAAAGAGACCGGACUGCAAAGAGGAAACCCGUUAUAGAAUUGGGCGGGAGGUUUGGUGCUGAGUACACCCCAACUGUAAAACGCCGCAGAGGAGGUGAGGUUGGUUUGGCAAAUAUCUUGGAGAAGAUCAUCGAUACGCUAAAGGCAAAUGAGGUGUCAUUUCUUUUCUUGAAGCCGGUGACUAGGAAAGAAGCUCCAGACUACCUGAAGAUCAUCAACCGUCCAAUGGACCUGUCUACGAUGCGUGAAAAAGUGAGAAGAUUGGAAUAUAAAAGCCGAGAUGCUUUCAGGCAUGAUAUGUGGCAAAUUACGUUCAAUGCUCAUAAAUAUAACGAUGGAAGAAAUCCGGGUAUUCCUCCCCUCGCCGACCAGCUGUUGGAGCUGUGUGAUUUCUUGUUAUCUGAAUACGACGCAAUCUUGGCAGAAGCCGAAGCAGACAUAGAGGAGUAAAAAUGUAAUGUAAAAUUGUAAAAAAUUACCCUGUAAUUUAGUUGAACAAGGGUAAAAGAGUUCUUUUUGGUGGUGAUGAGUGAGAAUGGGCAUGGCUUUACUUGGAGACUUGUAUAUAUGUUAGCAUAUUGAAAUAGGUACAUGUUUUGUAAACCAUCUGCUUUCUGUACUGGCUGUAGCCUGUAUGUGCAAAAUUGUGGUGGUGGUGGUGGUGCUUGUUCCGGUCUCAA
This is a messenger RNA of Cynara cardunculus var. scolymus (artichoke), 6262 nucleotides long. RefSeq names its product transcription initiation factor TFIID subunit 1. Bases 234 to 6032 code for a protein of 1932 amino acids. Gene Ontology annotation, biological process: transcription by RNA polymerase II; RNA polymerase II preinitiation complex assembly. Lineage: Eukaryota; Viridiplantae; Streptophyta; Magnoliopsida; Asterales; Asteraceae. The transcript is spliced from 24 exons. The record is from RefSeq and is a predicted model, not a curated record. Gene Ontology annotation, molecular function: RNA polymerase II general transcription initiation factor binding; RNA polymerase II general transcription initiation factor activity; TBP-class protein binding. Gene Ontology annotation, cellular component: transcription factor TFIID complex.